CACAAACCUCUGCAAAGUUAGACAAAGCGUAAAACUUGCUUUCUGCAGCCUCGUCUCUCUAUGUCCAGCCCACUAGCGGCACUUUUGGAGGUGACACGGAGGCUGGAAUGCAGGUAGUCGGUGCGUAAGGAAAGGUAGGAUUGCGUAAAGAAGAACCGUUUUAUUGGGUUUAGUGUUCAUUCAGGAGUAUUGGUGUAAUCCGGAACCAAAUAUGAAGCUUCAAUUAUUCGUUUUAACAAUCCUGUGCGUCUCAUGUGGGGCAAGUGCACUGGCUACACGUAUCCCUGGUGCACCCGUGUCCUCGAUAGUCGACAACUUCUCAGCAGUCUUUGGCACAGCGCAGAAUAAUGGAACAGACUCGACUGUAUCAAAAAGCCGAAGGAAGCGUUAUAUUUCAAUGAACGACAGGGUGGCUAUUCUUGAUUACCACAACAAAGUCAGAGGAAGAGUGUUCCCUCCAGCAUCCAACAUGGAGUACAUGGUCUGGGAUGACAUGCUGGCUAAGACCGCAGAGGACUGGGCUCACGCCUGCCUGUGGGAGCAUGGGCCACCUUACCUCCUCCGCUUCUUGGGUCAGAACCUCUCAGUCAGGACGGGGCGGUAUCGUUCCAUUCUGCAGUUGGUGAAGCCAUGGUAUGAUGAAGUCAAAGAUUACACUUUCCCAUACCCCCGAGACUGUAACCCCCGCUGCCCUCUGAAAUGUUCUGGACCCAUGUGCACCCAUUACACACAGAUGGUUUGGGCAACAUCAAACAAAGUGGGCUGUGCCAUCCACACCUGCCACAAUAUGAAUGUAUGGGGCUCUGUAUGGAAACGUGCCACAUAUUUAGUCUGCAACUAUUCACCAAAAGGUAACUGGAUCGGUGAAGCCCCAUAUAAAGUAGGGGUGCCAUGCUCGGCCUGUCCGCCCAGUUAUGGAGGCUCCUGCAGUAACAACAUGUGCUUCCCCACACUCAAGACAAACUACCUGCACUGGUUCAAAUAGACAGGUAGACCACAGGUAGACCACAGGCAGACCACAGGUAGACCGCAGGUAGACCACAGGUAGACCACAGGUAGACCACAGACCUCCUCAGUACCAAGAGAGACUGCUACAGAUUUGCACAACAGUCAUGGACCACCUUUUGUAUAUAUGGACUUUUAAAGACACACUCAUUUAAUGGCAGCAGUAACUAUGCAUCACUUACUUGUAAAUAAAUUGUACAUAAUUUGUAAUACUGUUUUGAUUUGAAAUGAUGAAAUAUAAUUUAUCUGUAGUGUGGUCCUUAAACACAGUUCAUGUGGCAUACUGUGCUCCGUACGUGCAGUGUGGUUAACACAUGACAGCUGCUCAUUCUCACUCAUUACGGUGCUAUAGGACUCACACCUAACUGUUGUGUGCACUGCCUCAGUAGGAAUGCUGUGAUGUCCACAUCAAAGCUUCAGAGAGGGGAAUAGUACGAUGCAAAAGGCUAUGCAACUCCUGAGUCUGUAAGAGCCACACGAAAUACUCUAUAAACUCUAAAUAAUGAGAAUAAAACAUGAUUAGAUUUACAUAGUGUGUACUGGGUAGAGACAUUCAUGAAGUGGAGUUUCAAUCACCAUUCUCAGCCUGACCUCUUGUUACAAUAACUUCAGCAGUUUGAAGCUUACCAUUUUGUUACAUAUUUAUUACAAAUGUGUUUGUGAUGUCUGUACUGUUGGAUCACUGCCAAGUGCUGCACUUGUUCACUAUGUUAUUGUUUCAACAUUUAAGGUACUGUUACUCUGUAAUGGCAAUGUCCUAUCUAUAUAUUUGUAUGACAACACUUAUCUUUAUGUGUUAUUAUAGCCAAUGUUGAUAUAUUGGACACCAUGAGCACUCCAGUGCACCUUAACAGCUUCUAAUGCAAGGCCUGUAUUUGUGGAUACUCAUUUAUAUCAGCAGGUACACUGUAAGUUAUUCAUUUUUAUAUGGGGAAAUAUUUAAUAGAACAUGUUUUUUAUGGUUUGUAAAUAGUUUGUAAAUAUCAAGCUCUAAAAUGGUUCAUUUGCAUGUCAAAUUUCACCAUGUUUUAAGCACUACCACAGUCUGUAUCCAGGUAUCCAUCAUUGCCACACAUCGCUGCAGUAUAGAAAAUUUGAAUUGUUCAGCACUGAUUCUAAUUAGCACCAAAUGGUAUUUAUGCCAAUACAGCGCUUUUUUCUGAUGUGUAUUUUGUAAUAAAUCU
This is a messenger RNA of Periophthalmus magnuspinnatus, 2189 nucleotides long. It is a transcript of the gene pi15a, whose product is annotated as peptidase inhibitor 15a. The transcript has 5 exons. Gene Ontology annotation, cellular component: extracellular region. The coding region runs from base 212 to 985 and encodes 257 amino acids. NCBI's taxonomy places the organism in Eukaryota, Metazoa, Chordata, Actinopteri, Gobiiformes, Gobiidae. The record is from RefSeq and is a predicted model, not a curated record.